Messenger RNA from Fomitopsis serialis, 3231 nucleotides. RefSeq lists its product as uncharacterized. Bases 1 to 3231 code for a protein of 1076 amino acids. NCBI's taxonomy places the organism in Eukaryota, Fungi, Basidiomycota, Agaricomycetes, Polyporales, Fomitopsidaceae. The record is from RefSeq and is a predicted model, not a curated record. Gene Ontology annotation, cellular component: MutLalpha complex. The transcript has 14 exons. Gene Ontology annotation, biological process: mismatch repair. Gene Ontology annotation, molecular function: mismatched DNA binding; ATP binding; ATP hydrolysis activity.
AUGCUGAUGCUACUGAGAUUGCCGGCGACACAGCCACUCCGUCGGAAGCACAUCAAGGCUCUCGAUGUUGGCUCAGUUCAUAGAAUUUCCUCUGGCCAGGUGGUCGUCGACUUGCAGACUGCUGUGAAAGAGCUUGUUGAGAACAGCCUUGAUGCGGGCGCGACGUCCCUUGAGGUUCGCUUCAGAGACCACGGCGUAGCAAGCUUCGAAGUCAUUGACAACGGGUGUGGUAUAGCUCCUAAAGACUAUGACGCCAUAGUAUCCGUCUCUACGUUUGGCUUCCGCGGAGAAGCCCUGUCCUCGCUCUGUGCGCUUUCGGAAAAUGUAACCGUGACUACCGCAACCGCAGCCGAGGCGCCCAUGGGUACUGUCCUCGAGUUCGACACGGCUGGUCGGCUGGUCAGUCGGCAGAGGAAGGUCGCGAGGCAGCGCGGAACAACUGUAGUUGUUUCAGGCCUGUUCAAGCCCCUCCCUGUACGUCGCAGAGAACUUGAGCGCAACGCCAAACGAGAGUUUGGCAAGGCAUUGACACUCCUGUCCGCAUAUGCCCUGGUUCCUUGCGCUCAAGAGAACAAGGGCGUACGUUUGACUGUCACACAUCAUGCUCCUGGAGGAAAGAAGUCAAUCCAAAUGCGAACAGACGGGGUUUCUUCUACACGCGCGUCCAUCUCUGCCCUUUGGGGCCCAAAGGCCCUUGAGAAUAUAGUCGACCUCGAUGUCGUGUUCCACGUCGAAACCGAGCGUACAGUGCUGAGGAGGCGAGGCAUCGUUGAUGGGGAUACCCACUCAAAUGAGGUUCGCGUACGUGGCCAGAUCUCGAAGUUGGCUGUAGGCUGUGGCAGGAGCGGCACGGACCGACAGUUCUUCUUCGUGAACGGGCGCCCGUGCAAUCCAUCCAAGGUACAAAAGGCAUUCAAUGAGGUUUAUCGUACGUUCAAUGCGAAUCAGACGCCGUUUAUCGUAGCGGACUUCAUUCUUCCCACCGAUUCAUUGGACGUCAAUGUCAGUCCAGACAAACGGACAAUCUUGCUCCACAGCGAGAAGAAUCUCAUAGAGGCUCUCAAGGUUGCCCUAGAGGAAGAAUUCGCACCCUCUCGUGCGACCUAUGACAUCACUGCUUCUGGCGCUUCGCAAGCACAGGCCAAGGAGAGCACAUCAAGACCGCCGAAGAUACCGGACGUACAGGCGCCCCUCUUCUUGGACGAGGACGAGGACGAGGACGAGGACGAGGACGAGGACGAGGACGCUGGAGAUGAAUCCGGGCAUUCCACACCAACGGCGGGAUCCUCGGCUGUCCCGAAGAGUCUCGUCGCCGUCCAGGAUGGUCAGCCCGAUGCUUUUGGCCGACCUAGCCUUCUCACCGGGGAUCAGGCUAUGAGAGAAACGACCGUGGGCGUGGCAACAACGGGCAAUGACGUCGCUAGCGCACGAGCCAUAGAAGUCGAUGAGACUCUUCCCUCCCGUGUGUCUAGUCCAGAAGAGCCCAUAGUCCCUGAGGCCCGGGAAGCUUCCGCAGAACCUUCCCAACCACGGGUGAGCACGUCCCUGCGGCACGGCAGUGCUGGAGAGCCUCGUGUUACUCUCGACGAAGAUACUAUCGUCCCUCCUGGGGUGCAAGAUAGCAGCGAGGAUCUGCACUUGCCAAUGUCAUCCAAUCAAACAGAGCCUGCAUUCGCAGACUCGGGUUCCCCAUCCGCCAGCCAGGUCACCCCGGCUGCGACAUCUGAGUCGGCGGACAGAACAUACGAGUCCGAUCCGCGUUCAUCUCUGGCACAUGACCUCCAGGCGAAGCGCCGAUUCGCAGAGGCAAACACUGCGCGCUCUACGCCAGGAGGUUCGCGGAGCGUGCAAAUGGUGCUUAGCACGCAAGACGCGUCCUGGAAUCUCCGACGAAGUGCGGAAGCAGAGCCAGCGCUGCCGAAAAAGCGUCGGAGAAUCGGCGAACUGGGGUUGGCUGGGGAAGGGAUAGCCGCAAGGCAGGAACUCAGAUCGACGUUGCGAGACUUUGCUCGCCCCGGCAGUCAAGUCAUGGACGAGUCGAUGGAUGAUGAUGAAGAGGCGCUCGACGCGUCCACGCGCAGUGACAUCAGUGGUGAUAUUCAACAGGGCAAAGAUGACCAGCUGGAUGUCGAUAUGGAUAGUUGUGCGUCCUUCGGUGAGGGUUUGGGUUCACCUGGUGGCACCGAGUUGCACCAUGAUGGACACUCACCUACACCGGGUGGGGCGAGCACGACCGAGGACGCGGUUAUCGAUCUUACAGACAAUGACGGAUGUGAUAUGUCGAGCGUCGCAGAUCCUGAUGACGUACCAGACGUCUCUAUGAUGUCUGGUUCGUCUUCGUCCCAAGUCUGUCGACCAGAGGUUGUACGGACGGAAGAGGGCGAGGAAGCCGUCCUUAGCUGCGAUCUAGUUCGGAUGGCCGACGCGUGGCGCCAACUGGAGCGUAGCGCAUCAACUCUGCAAACUUUAUCAGCAAGCUCGCUGACUUCUGAAGUAACUAAGGACGCAGGCAUUUCCAAUGUGCAAGACGAUGCCAGGGCUACGGAGGCUCUCUCGCGCGUGAUUGACAAGUCCGACUUCGACUCCAUGGAGAUUGUUGGCCAAAAGCGUACAUCGCCGUCCAUAGAACAAGCUUCACAUGGGACCCUGGACGACUUGUUCAUCAUUGACCAACACGCUGCCGAUGAGAAGUACAACUUUGAGACACUCCAAGAAACAACAAAGAUCGAAUCUCAGAGGCUAUUCCAGCCACAACCUCUAGAAUUGGCAGCCGCUGACGCUCUGCUCGCUACUGAGAACAUCGAUGUCUUGCGACGAAAUGGAUUCGAAAUCGAAGUGGACGAAGACGCCGUCCCCGGUGAAGGGCAUCGACUGUGUUUGGUGGCGCAGCCCACCAGCAAGAGCACCGUGUUUGAUAUGAAAGAUCUCGAGGAAUUGCUCCAUUCAAUGCAAGACCGACCAACGGGAACGAUGGUUCGAUGCUCGAAGGCCAGGGCCAUGUUCGCCAUGCGAGCCUGCAGGAAGAGCGUCAUGAUUGGGAUGCCUCUAAAUCGGCAACAGAUGAUCUCCGUUGUACGCCACAUGGGAACCAUGGACCAACCGUGGCAUUGUCCUCACGGGCGACCUACCAUGCGUCACUUAUCUGACAUCUCAGGGGCAGGCCGAGACUGGCGGAAAGAAAGAAGAGAAGAGGUUGAUUGGACGGAUUUCGGAAAUCUAUCGCUCACUUAA